GUGAGGAAAAGCUGGAUGGGCGUGGUUCGCAUAUGGAAAAUAUAGCCCCGCCCACAUCACGUAAAUACACUCAAGUCCUCCAUACUAGAUAGAACUCCGGGAAGACACCAGGGCAUUUGGAGAGCAAAAUGAGUUACCCAGGAUACCCCUCUCAGAUGGGUGGAUACCCCCCACAGCCUGGGGCUUACCCUCCCCAACCCGGGGCUUAUCCACCUCAGGCGGGUGGAUAUCCACCACAGCCUGGCGCAUACCCACCACAACCUGGCGCUUACCCGCCUCAGCCUGGAGCUUACCCUCCUCAGGCAGGGGGUUAUCCUCCUCAGCCUGGAGCUUAUCCUCCACAGGCUGGAGGCUACCCGUCGCAGCCUGGGGGUUAUCCAGCAGCACCACCUCCAGGAAGUUGGGGUGGAGGCCCUGCAGGUGGAUAUCCAUCUAUUGGAAUGAGCCAGCUAUCCAACCCUGGCUACAUGCCACAGCCAGGAGGACCCAUGCCCCCAAACCAAGGGCCUGCCAUGGGAUAUCCCAGUCAGCCCACCCCUCAAAUGCCUGGAUACCCCAAUGCACCAUCACCCAAUCAUUCUAUGCCUGGCUAUGGAAUGGCCCCAGGACCCAUGCCAGGGUACCCGAGUGCCCCGUCUGCAAGCCCCUCCAUGCCAGCCUAUGGAGGAGGGGCCAUGCCAGUUGCUCCUGUAACUAAAGGACUUGGGGGAACCAUCACUGACUUUCCUGGUGCCGAUCCCCUUAAAGAUGUGGAAGUUUUGCGGAAGGCCAUGAAGGGCUUUGGAACUGAUGAGCAAGCUAUAAUUAACUUGCUGGGGAGCCGGUCCAAUAAGCAGCGUGUGCCGUUGCUCCGAGCUUACAAAACUUCAUACGGGAAGGACCUGGUGAAGGAUCUUCAUUCAGAAUUGUCUGGAGACUUUAGGAAGCUGGUCUUGGCCACAUUAAAGACCCCUGCUGAGUUUGAUGCAUCUGAACUUCACAGUGCCAUUAAGGGAGCAGGCACUGAUGAGGCCUGUCUGAUAGAGAUCCUGUCCUCUCGCUCCAAUGCUGAAAUUAAAGAGAUAAAUCGGAUUUAUAAACAAGAAUAUAAAAAAUCGUUGGAAGACUCCAUUAGUGGGGACACCUCAGGGCACUUUCGCAGGCUCUUGAUUUCUCUUGCUCAGGGAAACCGGGAUGAACGAGAGACGGUGGAUGCCUCCCUCGCUGCACAGGAUGCUCAGGCUCUGUAUGCUGCUGGAGAAAAUAAACUGGGAACAGAUGAGUCCAAAUUCAAUGCCAUCCUAUGUGCAAGAAGCAAACCUCACCUCAGAGCAGUGUUCCAUGAAUACCAGAGGAUGUGUGGAAGGGACAUUGAGAAGAGCAUCAGCAGAGAGAUGUCUGGAGACCUUGAGAGUGGCAUGUUGGCAGUUGUGAAGUGCAUUAAGAACACUCCUGCCUACUUUGCCGAGAGACUUUAUAAAGCAAUGAAGGGAGCCGGGACUAAAGACACUACCCUGAUCCGGAUCAUGGUCUCCCGUUCAGAGGUUGACUUGCUGGAUAUCCGGAAGGAAUAUGUCAAAAAUUAUGGCAAAUCUCUGUACACAGCCAUUUCUGGAGACACAUCUGGAGACUACAAGAAGCUUCUGCUGAAGUUCUGCGGUGGCAGUGACUAAAAACAACCAGAUAUCGAAUAAAUCAAUAUUUCUGGAAUAUCUUUAUGCAAUAUAGACAACUUACAAGCUUGCAUGCCAUUACAAUACUUUUAAUGCAACAUUUAUGAAGUUAUACAAAUGCCCUCCAGCAGCACAUUAUUCAUUUUCUACUUGUGUUUCAGCUAAAGGUUUCUUUUUUCUUCUUCUUUAUAGGUUUACUAAACGAUACAUUUAAUUACAAAUGGCCAUGAAAUGGAUUUAAAAGCACUUCAAUUUAAUUUUCUAAUCUAUAUAUUUUAUUUUUUUACACUUAGAAAAAACACACACUCACACAGAUGUGCCAUGGAUUGUGAUUGUGAGCCAUACUGGGCGGAGAAUGUAAUGUAGGCUUAUAGCAGCUUAGUGCCUAAGUCAAAUUUAAUGUUUGCGUCUAUAAAUCUAUUCAAUGAAGAGUGAAAAUCAUGAACAAUUUUGAUUUUUAAAAAAAAAGGGGGUCUAAUUGCUCGUUUUUUGGAAAAAAAUUUUUUUUAGGACCAAUAGUUAUCUUAGAAUACUUCUUUUAUUCAACCAACAUGGACAAUUAUUAAUGCAAACCUUUGCAAAUCUACUGUGGAAAACGCAGUAGUGUCUUCAAAUGUCCAAUAAUGCAGAGAAAAAGAAGCGCAAAGAAACUGUAUUUCAACAGGAAAACCAGUAAUGGCUGAUAAAUGUAGACUAAAUGAAAUAUCCUAUUUACAGUUUAUUUAUAAAUGUAAUUUAAAAUUUCAUUGAAUUUUAAAAAAAGUCAAUUUUAUUCUCAUUGCUAGAUUUUUAAAUCAGCUUUAACCCCCUCCAUUUGAUCAUUUUUGUGACUUUCACUUCUCAAAUCUCUACACCAUGUUUGCGUUUAAAUAUUUAGUUCAUUUCUUUGUGAUUUAUUUAAAGAAGAAACUCCCAUUUGUUACUGUUUUAUGCUCAGCAUUAUGUUUUCUUGAGUUUUGAUAUUUGCCUUCAAAAAAAUAUCAAAAUGUUGUUUUACAGUAGUUUACAGCAGUCAAGGCCUUUUUGGCAAUGUCUUUAUAUGUGGAACAUUUUAUUUUUAGUUUCUACAGCUUCCCUUAAGUACAGUAUGUACAUCGGUGUGCAUCAUUUAUGUGGAUUCCCACACGAUAGUUGAUAAUUGUGAUCAAAAUUUCAACUUAGGACGUCUCACAAUCAAUACUUAUGAUACCUCACAGGUGGUUCAAUCAAUAGAGACGGAGAAUUUCUUUAAGGCCUGCAUGUCCAGCUGUUGCUUCAGGAGCUCUACGCCUUAUUAGGUUCUGUUGGCUUCGCUUUAAAAGCUGUGGACCUGCCCUGACUGUAUGGAUGCAGUGAUGCACUUCACUGGCUUCGGCAGGCAGUGUGAGUUAACUCUGCUACAGUAAAGAACCUGGCAUAAGCCUCAGGGAAUUGAUGGCAGUCAUAAAGCGGGCCACAUUAAAUAAGUCUGCAAAGCCAGGCUGAACGACUUUUUCUUUAUGUCAUGUCUUGUGAAACUGGCUAGAAAUGCCAAAAAAAUAAAGGUUGGAGGCUUUAUCUUUACCUGACUUGUUUUCAUAGACUUUAUAGGUUCGUCUCAAAAGCUUUGAUAUAUUCUUGUCAAUACUCUAACUUUACAAUUACUUGACAAAUAUUUCUGUUCACAAAUAUUCUUCCAAGAAUGUGCUGUCUAUUAAAAAGUAAAUAGUCAAACCUAAGGCUUUUUUUUUACUGUGUUUUAGUGGUCUAGUGUUGCAGAAUAUUGCGAAACACAUGCUUUAGGUUUUUCCUGUAAGGUUAGAGGGGAAAUCAAAGAAAAACUUUAUUUCCAAAUCCUGCUAUUCAAAGUGCUUUACAUAAAACAAUCAAGUUUUAGAAAAACAAAAGACAAGACAUUGAACUAAUGUAUUGUCUAAAACCCGUACAGUGCCAAGAAACCCCCCCCCCCCCCACACACACACAUCGUGGUAAGAAAAGAAAUGCAAGUUAGAACUUAUAAGUUUUUGCCUUCUUGAGCGCAUCACUGCUUCCUUUUGAAAUUGAGUUCCCCCUAAAUGUUGUCAAGUAUUGUUUUUUUUUUUGUAAUCUGCCAAACCAAACAUCUUUUUCCUGAAAAAGUACAAAAACUGAUGUCAACGGUGAAUGUAAACUAAACCGACUGUAUCGCCUCUAAUGUUUCAGACGCUGUUAGUUGAGUCUAUUCAGACUGGCAGCAGAAAUAAAGCCAUAAAAAAUCUUCUGUUUGAGACCAUAGGCCAAGUGUAAAUGAUGUAUAUCUUCCCUGACACUCUCUUCAAUAAAAGAUAAGGCUAA
Oryzias latipes (Japanese medaka) is the source of this 3944-nucleotide messenger RNA. RefSeq names its product annexin A11a (gene anxa11a). The record is from RefSeq and is a predicted model, not a curated record. Lineage: Eukaryota; Metazoa; Chordata; Actinopteri; Beloniformes; Adrianichthyidae. Gene Ontology annotation, biological process: cytokinetic process; phagocytosis. Gene Ontology annotation, molecular function: calcium ion binding; phosphatidylserine binding; calcium-dependent phospholipid binding. Gene Ontology annotation, cellular component: nucleus; plasma membrane; cytoplasm.